UUUUUUCCUCUCUGUGUGGCUCGACUUUUAGGCCCGGGAGGACGGACUCCCCCCUCGCCCUCUCCCCCCCUCUCCGCCCAGGGCGGCGGCGGCGGCGGAAGCGACGGCGGGGAGGAGCAGGCCGGGUGCGCAGAGAGCAGUAGUACAAAAUGUCAAAAAUUAGAAGGAAGGUCACAGUGGAAAAUACCAAGACCAUAUCUGAUAGCACAUCGAGAAGACCUAGUGUGUUUGAAAGACUUGGACCCAGUACUGGAAGUUCUGCAGAGACACAGUGCCGUAACUGGCUGAAGACUGGCAACUGCCUCUAUGGGAACACAUGUAGAUUCAUACAUGGCCCUUCACCACGAGGUAAAGGCUUUAGCAGCAGUUACCGAAGGUCACCAGAAAGGCCUACAGGGGACCUUCGGGAAAGAAUGAAGAAUAAGCGACAAGACAUUGAAAGUGAAUCACAGAAACAUAAUACAGAAGAACAGCCUUCUCCUGUUAGGAAAGAGUCUACAAGAGGGAGGCACAGGGGAAAAGAAGAUAUUAAAAUUACUAAAGAAAGGACGCCAGAAAGUGAAGAAGACAAUCCUGACUGGGAAACAAAUAGAGACGAUUCUGAUAACGGAGAUGUUAAUUAUGAUUAUGACCAUGAAUUGUCUUUGGAAAUGAAGCGCCAGAAGAUCCAGAGAGAGUUAAUGAAGCUUGAAGAAGAAAACAUGGAUAGAAGAGAAGAAAUAGUAAUCAAAAAAGAGAUUUCUCCUGAGGCGGUUAGAUCAAAAUUAUCAUCCUCGCCUUCACCAAGAAAAUCAAGUAAAUCUCCAAAAUUAAGGACAAGCCCUAAAUCUUCCUCCACGGCCACUAAGAGGGAGAAGAAGGUUUCAGCGGUCUCUUCCCCACUCCUGGAGCAACAGAGAAAUUCAAAAAACAGCCACAAUAAAAAGAGAGGUCCUCGCACGCCUAGCCCACCACCUCCAGUGCAAGAAGAGUCUACCCAAGGGAAAAAACAUAAGGAAAAAUAUAAAGCUAAAGAGAGGGUAGAAGAAAAGCCAAAGGAGAUAAAAGAAAGAGGACGUGAUUUUGAGAGACAUAAUAAAGAAAAAAAAGAGAAGCAAAGGGAUCCCUCAGAAAGUUCCCACAGACAGAGACGUUCACCUAGUCCAGAAGACCAUUCUGGUAGCAAUUCUUCUUCACGAGAGUAUUCUCCUGCCACAAGAAGAAGGCAGACGUCUUGGGCUCCAGCUAAGUCCAGCAGCCAUAAGCAUUCUUUUUCAUCCCCCCGCAGGUCUGCUUCACCACCGACGCAGCAUCAUUCUCCUGUGUCGUCGAGGCAUCAUUCCUCUUCAUCUCAGUCGGGUUCUUCUAUUCAAAGACGUUCCCCGUCGCCACGUCACAAAAGGACUCCUUCCCCCUCUUAUAAAAGAACAACUUCCCCACCUGUAGGUCGAUCUUCCUCUCCUUAUCCUCACCGAGCAUCACCUUCUCCACAGCAAAAACAGGCGUCUUCCAGGCGUCGUUCACCAGUUAGAGAGAGAAGCCGGCAUGAUCACGAGCGGAUUUCACAAUCACACGAUCGUCACCAUGAAAGAAGAGAUGAUCCUCUUUUCCAAGAUCUUCAGAAUUUUCUGGGUCCCCAGAAAAGCUACUCUCCCCAGCCUCAUCCCUGUUUGAAUCAUAUAUCAGUGGAACUACUCCAUGCAUCUGAAACGAGAGGAAAAAGGGGAAGAGAAAGAGACAAUAGGGAUGAACGUGACUAUGACCAAGAGCAAAGCACCUCCAGAGACCACAGAGAUGAUCGAGAAUCCCGGGAUGGACGGGAUCGGAGGGAAACCAGAGAUAACAGAGAACGCAGAGAUCCAAGAGAAUCCCGGGACGCGAGGGACGCGAGGGAUUGCAGUAGAGACAAUAAAGAAAGUCGGGAUCAGAGGGACCUGCGUUCUACACGCGAUUCACACGAUUACAGAGACAGAGAGUGUCGAGAACAUAAGAAAGAGGAGCAGUAUUUGGAGGAAUCGCGCAGCUAUGGAAGAGCCCACGGCAGAGAAGACAGUUCUCGUGCUGAAACUCGGACGGACUCAAGAAGUGAAACGAGAAAUGAAUCCAGAACAUCUGGAAGAAGUAGAGGGAGAGGUCCUGAAUUAACAGACAAGGGCAGUCGAGGAACAAGAGGCUCUCAAGUUGACAGCCAUAAUUCUAGCACUAGCUACCAUGAGAGCUGGGAAUCACGGAGCAAUUACCCUGAAAGGGAUCGCUAUGAAAGCCGUGAACAUGCAAGAGAUUCUUCUUUUGAAAGAAGACAUGGAGAAAGGGAUAAGCGUGACAAUAGAGAAAGAGAUCAGAGGCAAAGCUCACCCAUACGACACCAGGGAAGAAAUGAUGAUAUUGAUCGUGAUGAAAGAUUAGAAGAACGAAGAGUAGAGAGGAAUGAAGAUAGGAGGGAUGAAAGAACUAGGGAGCGAGAAAGGGAGAGGGAAAGAGAGAGAGAAACAGAACGUGAUCGGGCCCGUGAGCGAGAACGUGAGAGAGAAAGAGAUAAGGACAGAGAACGUGAACGGGAUAGAGACCAUGACAGAGAACGGGAGCGAGAACGGGAAAGGGAGCGAGAAAGAGAACGGGAAAGAGAAAGAGAACGAGAAAGGGAAAGAGAGCGUGGCCGGGAAAGAGAUAAAGAAAGGGAACGACAGAGAGAGUGGGAUGACAAAGAGAGAGGAAGAGAAGAACGCAGGGACAAGCGAGAAGAUGUCCGUGAAGAAAGGCUCACAAGAGACAGUCGUGAAGAGAGAAAAUCAAAAAAGCGUCACAGAAACGAAAGUAGCCCCAGCCCUCGGAAAUCUCCUAAACGCCGCCGUGAACAUUCACCUGAUAGCGAUGCCUACAAUAGUGGAGAGGAUCAGAAUGAAAAACGGCGUUUAUUGAGUCAGGUUGUGCGUCCUCAAGAAUCACGCUCACUUAGUCCUUCACACCUUUCGGAAGAGAAGCAGAGCCGGUGGAAAGAGAGUGACAGAAAGCCAGAGCGAAAGGAAAGUUUGAGACAUUAUGAAGAAACCGAAUACAAAGAACGGGUUACGUCUGGGGACAAACAGCGAGAGCAGCGAGAGGCAAAUGAGAGUUCAAGGAGCCGAAUCCAAGAUAACGUCAGUAAACGGGAUUCUGAAGAGCACGAGGCGGUAGACCGCCUGCACGAGGAGAAGAAGAAAGCUAAAAUACAGAAAAAAACAGCAAAGAAGAAGAAAGAGGACGACGGUGGGUUAGAGCGCUAUAUCAGUGAACCCCCGGCAGAGAAAACUCAAGUGUUUUCUCCCAAGAAAGGUCAGAAAAAGAAAAACGGUGAAAAGAAGCGCAAGAGAUCCAAGGGAGAUUCUGAGGCUUCUGAGGAAGACAGUGGCCCCCAUCAGAAGAAGAAGAAAGGUCCCAGGACACCACCCGUAACCGCGAAAGAAGAAGUGGUGGAAGCAGCGCCCGAGAAAUCCGCAGUAGCGGAAGUGGUUCCCAAGAGGGAGGACACGACGUUUAGUGACUGGUCAGACGAAGACGUUCCAGAGCGUGGGGAAACGGUUCUAGAAAGGACUUCUGAGGAGCCCCAUAGAACCAGCCACCGCACGCGAGGCGAAACCAUGGAGGUGGUUUCUCGCGGGGUUGAAGAAACCUCUCACCUCCGCCCUGCGGAGCAGAAGCGUAGCAGCAGCCCGGGUAGCAACAGGAGCCGUACUUCAAGUAGACCCCGAUCGCCCUCUAACGAUUCUGCCCAUCGCAGCGGAGAUGACCAGGCUGCGGUUAAGAAGAUCUUGCACAGCAGUUCCAGCGACAGAGACAGGAGAUGCCUUGAAAUCGCCGGAGAGCGGAAGUCCAGAAUCGAUCAGCUGAAGCGAGGGGUUGCCAGCCGUAGCACCUCUUCCGACCGGCAAGAUUCAAGGAGUCACAGUUCAAGGCGAAGUUCUCCUGAAUCUGAUCGCCAAGGCCAUUCCAGAUCUGGGUCUUUUGACAGCAGAGAGAGAGUGCAAGACAGAGACCGACAUGAGCAUGACCGUGAACGGGAAAGAGAGAGGCGGGACGGGAGGCAGAGAGAGUGGGACCGAGAUGCAGCUAAAUCUGAUUGGCUGAGAAGCAGAGAGCGGGAUAGGAUUCGGGAACGAGACAGACAACGAGAAAAACGAAGAGAUCUGGACCGUGAAAAAGAACGCCCGCUCUCUGAAAAUCUGGAAAGAGAUAGAGGUGUCAGUGCUGCCGCUCAAGCAGAAAUAUCCAAGCACAGUGAGACAAAGCCAAGUAAAGAUCAUCAGGCUUUUGAGGCCAUCUCUCUGGACUCUUCUUCCCAGGAGAAGGAACGGCAGGAUAAAGACCUAGGUUCUUUGCAAGGAUUUGAAGAUGGAAUCGAAGCAGAGAAAGUGGAAACCACAGAAGGUGGAGAUGAUGAAACAAAAAUAGAUGAUAUGCAGUCAAUGGAAUCCGGUGCUGGAGAAUAUGAGCCAAUCAGUGAUGAUGAAUUGGAUGAAAUUUUGGCAGGUGAUGCUGAAAAAAGGGACGAUCAGCAAGAUGAGGAGAAGAUGCCAGAUCCGGUGGAUGUCAUCGAUGUAGAUUGGUCUAGCCUGAUGCCAAAGCAACCAAAAGAGCCCCGAGAACCGGGAGCUGCUCUUUUAAAAUUUACCCCAGCUGCUGUUAUGUUAAGAGUUGGCAUUUCCAAGCAGCUGGCUGGCCCCCAGCUCUUCACAAAGAUAAAAGAAACGUGCCAGAGAUCUUUGGAGAAACCUAAAGAUGCCGAGAGCCUUUUUGAACAUGACUUUGGGGCUCUGAAUAUGGCUGCUCUGCUGCGGAAAGAAGAGAGAGCUGGACUGCUGGGCAACCUGGGCCCUUGUUGCAAAGCUCUUUGCUUUAGGAGGGAUUCUGCGAUCCGCAAGCAGCUGGUGAAAAACGAAAAGGGCACCAUAAAACAAACCUACACAAAUCCUCCAGUGGUGGACAAUGAGUUGCUACGACUGAGCCUACGAUUGUUUAGACGCAAGACUGUGCAGCAAGGGUCUGGACCAGAUAAAACAGAGGACACUAAACUUUCACAACCAUAUGUUCCAGAAAUGUGUCUGUCCUGAGCCAGAGUCUCCUGGCCCUAUGGUUGUGUUGUUUCACUGUUUGAUAAUAUUGAUGUUUUCAUUCUUAUUUCCUUUCAGUGUGAUGUCGCCACAAGAACGAAAAUACUCUAAAAGAGUACUUGUGUGGAUUCUGAGAACGACAAGGAAAAGUGUUUAGUACAAAAAACAAAGACCACUUUAUCUGGUUUUGCUGCAUGUUUCACAAAAUUGCGUUCUAACCAUGGGUUUUAUUUAAAAAAGUUUAAGUAUGUAAAAAUGUCCAUUUUGGGAUAUCUGUUUUAUCACCUAUUAAAUUUUUAAAAAGAAAA
Molecule: messenger RNA, 5374 nt
Organism: Crotalus tigris (Tiger rattlesnake)
Lineage: Eukaryota; Metazoa; Chordata; Lepidosauria; Squamata; Viperidae
Gene: ZC3H13
Product: zinc finger CCCH-type containing 13
Exons: 21
Coding region: 150-5066 (1638 amino acids)
Cellular component (GO): nuclear speck
Molecular function (GO): metal ion binding
Source: RefSeq, a predicted model, not a curated record